Punica granatum (pomegranate) is the source of this 2758-nucleotide messenger RNA. The record is from RefSeq and is a predicted model, not a curated record. NCBI's taxonomy places the organism in Eukaryota, Viridiplantae, Streptophyta, Magnoliopsida, Myrtales, Lythraceae.
ACCUCCCCCAUAGAACCAAUUCUAGAACCCUCUUCCUCUCUCGCUUAAACCCUUCCGGAGCUUCCCCCGUUGUCAACAAUUCCCCAAGAAGAUAAGAGACUGGCUGGCGGCCCUUCGAGCUCUGUGUCUCCCUCACUCCCUCUCGCACACUCUCUCUCUAGGGUUUAAAUUCCAGACAUGGCUCCAGUACUCAGCAGAGGCCUGACUACUGCCUCUCUUGCUUCUCCUCUCCCUUCUCCAUCUUCACUUUCGUCUGGGAACAGCAGCCGGUCGUUGUUCUUGAGGAGCGCUUUCUUGCCGCAAAAUGGGCUCAGGAGGGACUUCAGCUGUGGCGGGUUGAAGUGGAAACUCGAGAAGAGGAACAAUCGGAUUGCGGUUCGAUGCGACGCUGCCGUGGCAGAGAAAGAGGCCGCUGAGGACUCCGGGGAGAAGUUCGAGUACCAAGCUGAGGUUAGUCGUCUAUUGGACUUGAUAGUUCACAGUCUGUACAGCCACAAGGAGGUGUUUCUUCGGGAGCUUGUGAGUAAUGCAAGUGAUGCCCUUGACAAGUUGAGAUUCCUAAGCGUAACUGAGCCUGCUCUGCUUGGAGAUGCUGGUGACUUGGAGAUAAGGAUCAAACCUGACCCGGAUAAUGGAACCAUCACUAUUACAGAUACUGGUAUUGGGAUGACUAAAGAGGAGCUCGUUGACUGUCUUGGAACUAUUGCUCAGAGUGGUACCUCAAAAUUCUUGAAGGCCCUGAAGGAAAACAAGGAUCUUGGUGCAGACAAUAGUCUGAUUGGUCAAUUUGGUGUUGGGUUCUAUUCAGCCUUUCUGGUUGCUCAGAAGGUUGUGGUGUCCACAAAGAGCCCAAGGUCCGAUAAACAAUAUGUCUGGGAAGCAGAAGCUGAUAGUAGCUCUUAUGUGAUUAAAGAGGAGACGAAUCCUGAGAAGUUUCUUCGUCGUGGAACACAAAUAACACUUUACUUGAAGGAAGAUGAUAAAUAUGAGUUUUCAGAGCCCACCAGAAUACAGAGUUUGGUAAAGAACUACUCACAGUUUGUUUCCUUCCCCAUCUACACAUGGCAAGAGAAGUCCCGUACAGUCGAGGUAGAAGAGGAAGAGGAACCAAAGGAAGGGGAAGAAGCAAAACCAGAGGAAGACGAAAAGAAGAAGAAGACGAUAACUGAGAAGUACUGGGACUGGGAAUUGGCUAAUGAAACAAAGCCAAUCUGGAUGCGUAAUCCAAAGGAAGUGGAGAAGGAUGAAUACCAUGAAUUCUACAAGAAAACAUUCAACGAAUUCCUUGACCCACUUGCGUAUUCUCACUUCACUACUGAGGGUGAGGUAGAGUUCAGGAGUGUUAUUUUCAUACCCGGAAUGGGCCCUCUCAACAAUGAGGACGUUGUCAAUCCAAAGACAAAGAACAUCCGCCUGUAUGUGAAACGAGUAUUCAUCUCAGAUGACUUUGAUGGUGAACUUUUUCCACGAUACUUGAGUUUCGUUAAAGGUGUGGUGGACUCAGAUGACCUUCCCCUUAAUGUUUCUCGAGAGAUUCUUCAAGAAAGCCGAGUUGUAAGAAUCAUGAGGAAGAGGCUCGUGAGGAAAACAUUUGACAUGAUUCAAGAAAUCUCUGAGAGCGAAAGUAAAGAGGAUUACAAGAAAUUCUGGGAGAACUUUGGGAGAUUCUUGAAGUUGGGAUGCAUUGAGGACACCGGGAACCACAAGAGAAUAACCCCACUUUUGCGUUUUUACACUUCAAAAAGUGAGGCGGAGUUAAUGAGCUUGGACGAGUAUGUUGAGAACAUGGGCGAGAACCAGAAAGCUAUAUACUACCUGGCCACAGACAGCUUGAAGAGUGCAAAAUCUGCUCCUUUCUUGGAGAAGUUGGUGCAGAAGGAUAUCGAGGUGCUCUAUCUUAUUGAGCCAAUUGAUGAAGUUGCAAUCCAGAACCUGCAGACCUACAAGGAGAAGAAGUUUGUUGACAUCAGCAAGGAAGAUCUAGAGCUUGGGGAUGAGGACGAGGUCAAAGAACGGGAGACAGAGCAGGAAUUCAAUCUCCUCUGUGAUUGGAUAAAGCAGCAGCUCGGCGACAAGGUGGCGAAGGUACAAGUCUCGAAGCGUCUGAGCUCGUCUCCGUGUGUGCUUGUUUCUGGAAAGUUCGGUUGGUCUGCUAAUAUGGAAAGAUUGAUGAAAGCUCAGGCUCUCGGAGAUACUUCAAGUUUGGAGUUCAUGAGGGGAAGGAGAAUACUGGAGGUCAACCCUGAUCAUCCCAUCAUCAAAGAUCUGAAUGCCGCGUGCAAGAAUGCUCCCGACAGUUCUGAUGCCAAGAGAGCGGUCGACCUCCUAUAUGACACAGCUCUCAUCUCCAGUGGGUUCUCACCCGAUAGCCCAGCCGAGUUGGGGAACAAGAUUUACGAGAUGAUGGCAAUGGCGCUAGGAGGAAGGUGGGGGCACGCAGAAGAUGCAGCGGACGAUUUGAGCAGUAAUAAUUUCGCCGAGUCAGAUUCGACUGAAGGUGGGGCAACAGAGGCAGAGGUCGUGGAGCCCUCGGAAGUGAGGGCGGAGAGUGAUCCAUGGAGCGACUAAUCAAGUGCCCUCCAGAUUGAUUAAUUACGAAAAGUUUUGAUAUUAUUCUUUGCACGGACAGACAUUUUUGGCAAAAACUUGAGUGUAGGAUUAUGAUAUACGAAAACGCAUCGUUCAGUUGUCAGUACAUUAGUUUUGCCUAGACCCUUAUGAUCCCGAGCUAUCGAAAGCAUCUUAUGAUCCCGAGCUA